AUGAAGAUAUUAAGCUCUUUAGGAAUUAUAUUAGCACUAGGAGGGGUGAUGGCAGAUGCAAGCACAGUAACAUCCAAUGGCACUACAAUUGGAGGAGGGUCAACUGAUAUAAGCAGCCACAGAUCUGCCAUAGAUUCAACUGACAAUGGAGAGAUUCAGGUAGGUAAGUUAAGCAAAGAGCAGAUGAAGCUUAUAAAUGGAUGGAAUAAGGGUAAGAAUGCUGAUAGUAUAGCAAAAAGACUUAAGCUCAGAACAGCGCUACGAGUUACGCUAUAUCUCCCAAUUGAAGAGCCCCUUUCUUUGAAUGAUUUAGGGCCUAACUCCAAAUUAGAAAUACUGAGUGCCUUGAUUGGAAUGGGAGCCUCUGUAAAGGCAGAUUCUGCUUCCUCAAUGCACACCACACUUCCUCCCGAGUAUGCAAGACUUGCCAAACAACAGCAACAGAGUGAAACAACAACAAGUAGCAGUGUAUCAAGCAGCUCUAAAAGCAGCACUAGAACAAAGCGCAGCUCACGUAGCUCUGGGCUUGUUCAAGAGUCUGUUGAGGAAGAAGAGGAAGAAGAAUAAGCCAUUUCCAGGCUUUACUUUGCAGUUAUCAAUAAUAAAACUGAAAUACGUAUCAUUGUAUCUGGGGUUGCUUAGUUCUAUUCUGUAUGAACAAAAGUAAUUUGAUUUAAAUGAUUAUGUAUUUAAGAAGUAUCCCAUUGUCCGCCUAUUUUAAUUUCCUUAUAAAUCCUUAAUGGACAGUUAAAGGGUACAAUAAAAUUUAAG
This is a messenger RNA of Nematocida parisii ERTm1, 771 nucleotides long. RefSeq lists its product as uncharacterized. Bases 1 to 567 code for a protein of 188 amino acids. Lineage: Eukaryota; Fungi; Microsporidia. The transcript has a single exon. The record is from RefSeq and is a predicted model, not a curated record.